Molecule: messenger RNA, 11853 nt
Organism: Xyrichtys novacula (pearly razorfish)
Lineage: Eukaryota; Metazoa; Chordata; Actinopteri; Labriformes; Labridae
Source: the annotation of a GenBank genome assembly
UUCAAAUCAAAAUGAAUUGCUUUAUUUAUUGUUUUAUUGACAGGAAAGCACAGUGUGACCCUUCAUAGAGAGUGCACUCGUUUCAAAGUCCAGUAUAAUUAUGAUUUUAGAGGCAAUAAAAGUGUAUCAGUGGCUAUCCUCCAAUAAAGUUGAACUGUUUAAGAUUUUGUUAAUGCUGUUGAAAAAAUUCAGAAGCUCUCUGCGAGGAGUGCUACAUGAACUUCCGAUUGUCUCUUCACAUUGAUAAUUUUCACCUCAGUCACUAUUCUGAUAUAAAGGGCAAGAUUGUUUUUUCCAUACAGUACAAAGUAUCUGAUACAGUCACCUAGCACUCACACUCCCUUCCUAAGUGCUUGUAGAAAAGUGCUGGCAGUCAUAACAGGGGAGAAUAUUUGACCUUUCACAAAAAACUUUUUUAAAUAGUUGACUCCAAAACCAGGAUUAGUAUCAAAUUCACCAACUACAGACAGAUGUUAUGACAGAAAAAAUGUAACAAAUCCAACUUUUCAUUUCUGUCUGAAUUUAGAUAUUUCUGAACGCAAAAACACAGUGACAAAUAUAAAGUAUUUGUUCAGCUGCAAUCUGAAGCCAAAAUAUUCUGCUUUUUUAUUAUUAUUUGGGCUCAUCAUAUCUGAAAAAAAAAAACCCAGACACCUUAAGGCUUUACUCAAACUUGAUUCCCUGGGCCAGAGGAAGAUCCUUGCUGUAGUUUAUUGUGCAGGUGGAGCGCCUCAUGUACUGCUUCCAUGAGUCACUGCCAGACUCUCUUCCACCUCCUGUGUGUUUCUCACCACCGAAGGCUCCUCCAAUCUCAGCUCCACUUGUGGGAAUGUUGACAUUCACGAUGCCACAGUCGGAUCCUUUCGGCCCCAGCCAGCGGAAAACCCGACCAAGAUCUUUAGUGAAGAUGCUACUUGACAGGCCCUGCUGAACCUCGUUGUUCCAGGCAAAUGCCUCCUCUUCUGUCUUGAACUUUAGGACAUACAGUAUGGGGACGAAGGUUUCUGUGUGGACGAUAGGAGCGUCAUGAGGCAGUCCUGUGAUGAUGGUCGGCUCCACGUAGUUUCCAGGUCUAUCCAUCACCUUUCCACCACAGACCAGAGUGCCUCCCUGCUGCUUGGCCUGCUCAAUGGCUGCCAGGUACUGGUCCACAGCUUGUUUGGUGUGCAGAGGUCCAUAUAGAGUGCUGGGAUCCCAGGGGUCACCAAUGCGGACUUGUUUGUAGGCCUUUGCGACCCUCUCCACCACUGUGUCAUGAACACUCUCAUGAAGCAUCAGCCUUCUAGUUGUGGUGCAGCGCUGGCCAGCGGUUCCCACUGAUGCAAACACUGCAGAGGGCACCACAAGAUUCAGGUCGGCAUCUUCAAAGACAAUAAUGGCGUUGUUUCCACCAAGCUCCAGCAGUUUACGACCAAACCUUUCCUGAACCAUCAUGGCCACCAUCUUGCCGACGUGGGUGCUGCCUGUGAAAGACACCAGAUCAACACGCUCAUCCUUUGCCAUGGCAGAACCAAUAUCAGCACCUCCACAGGUCAUGGAGCAGAUGGCACCAGGCAGAUUGUUCUGCUCCAGUACCUCGGCUACGAUCUUGGAAACUGCAACACUUGUGAGAGGUGUAGUGGGAGCUCCUUUCCAGAGGCAGACGUUGCCACAGGUCAAAGCAAUUGCAUUGUUCCAGCCAUAGACAGCAACAGGAAAGUUAAAGGCGGUGAUGAUGCCAACCAAACCAACUGGGUUCCACUGCUCAAUGAGGGCAUGGCCUGGUCUUUCUGAUGGCAGGAUGGGCCCGCCGAUCAUUCUUGAAAGACCAACUGCAUAAUCACAGACAUCAACGUAUUCCUGAACCUCUCCAACUCCUUCAACGUAGAUUUUGCCCAUUUCCAAGGACACCAGGCUGCCGAGGACUUUGAUCUUUUUCCUGAGAGCAUCUCCAAUCUGCCUCACAAUCUCCCCUCUUUUUGGAGCAGGAAUAUCCGCCCAAAUCUUCCAAGCUUCUUUUGUCUUCUGGACUGUUUCUUCAUACUCCGCCAUAGUAGCCUGGGUUACUCUGGCAAUAGGCUCAUUGUUGGCGGGGCAAUAUGAAGUGAUGACCUCUCCGCUGCCUCCCCAGCUGCCAUUGUAAACACCAGGGUUGUCUUCUGACAGGCCGAGCUCUUUUAGCCAGGAAUAUUUAGGCUGGUUGAUGAGGAGACCUGACAUUGCUGCAGACUGCUGGCAGUGGACCGACCGUAGUUUAUUUCGUAAGAUGAGCCUGCUGUGCCGGGCAAGGGUUAGAGUGAGGCAGUGCUGCAUGGGUGCUGGAGGUAAACCAAGUUAAAAAUUUAUUUAGCCAGUAAAAAAUGUUCACACCAUAUUUAAACAAUCAUUGACAGAAAAAUCACACUGCAAGAAUCAGAUACGCUCGGCUUGUAUUUUUUUGAGAGUGACUACUUACAGCUCCACUAUAUUACCUAUAAAUUUAUCUAAUUACUAUCUGUAGAAAUAUUGAAAACUUGUUAGACUUCAGAUUAAGGCAAACAACACCCAUUACCAUUUUUGGGGCCUUAGGAGAAGUUUUUGUUUUAUUUGAUUAUAUUACUUUAAAGACAAAUGCAGCAAAUCAGGUAUCUAACAUUUAAGAAACGUAAACCUGAUAAUUCCCUAGACCAGACCUGGGCAUUUUACGGCCCGAGGGCCACAUCCGGCCCCUUGGAUGUCCCUGUCCGGCCCUUUGUGAGGUCUGUCAAACAAAUUAUCAACAUGCUAUACAAGUGUGUUGCUUUUGUUUUGAAAACCUAGCCAUUAUUUUAUUUCCGUUUGGAUGCACGUCCUACAUCUGCAGUUGUGAACAGAGACAAGUUUAAACAUCGGCAAAAUAUUUGUAGACGCCUUAUAGUUGCUCAGUCCGCUUAUUAUGAAAGACUUUAGGCUUGUUUCUCUCAGAAGUCGCUUGUAAAACUCGUGAGUCACGGGUGCACUUUUUUUUAGCUUGUUUUAACUAGUAGUUGCUUAUUUGGGCUUGCUUUUCUGUACGUGUGAACCCCCCUGAUUUGAAGUUGAAAUUAUUGUUGGUUCGGCCCUCCAACACAGUUCGGGUUUCUCAUGUAAAAACUUAUUGCCCACCCCUGCCUUAGACUAACAAAAUUAGCCAUUCAUCAGCCAUUCCCUAACCCUAAAACUCAUCAAUUUCACCUCCAUUACCUUAACACUAAAUACUACUGCUAUGACUUGCCUUUGUAAUUUCAAAAUUGACUGAUUUUAAAAGCUGCAUCAGCUGUGAGUGCUGGCAAACAUAUGCCACAGCAACUGUGGACACUCGGCAGGUGUUAACUAGAUAGUGCUUGGAUAAAAAUAGCAGCUUUUUGUUAUGGCUCAUACUCUGUAAACAAAUGAAUUUGCACACCGCAUCUUUAGUAUGAGACGUUAUCAAUAAAACUGGAUUAAUUUAAUGAAGUAUGCAAAACUCAAUUAUUUGUUAAUCCCACAAUCUUAUAUCAGAAAACUAAAAAGCAAACAUUGAUUAAUAUGUUAUAUGACUCAAACUGUUUGCAACAACUUUUCAAGACCUAAAAUAAAGAAUCUAUGAAUUUUUACAACCAGGGCUCGUCUUGUGUUUGCAGGUAGCCAACGAGAAGUAACUAAAGCGUCUCCACCCCCCGCGCCUGCGCACUAAUCGCAAAUUUGGACAACCACAAAGCUGUCAAACUCAUAAUUCAUUAAUGACGCAAAUAGAAAUAUGUAAGCCAAUAUCUAUGCACACAAAGCAGCUGUAAGUGUUUGUUUUUAUACAUGAUAAUCACUAUCUUUUCAUGGUAGUUGUUGUACUUUGACGGUGCGUCGUGACAUGGUCGCCAAGAUCAGAGCCAAUCUUCAGUCUUACCGACCGAGAGUCAAGGUCCUACAGUUUACACACACUUCAGUCACUCUCCUGUCAUACAGCCUCAACUUGCACUGUCUGCAAAUCACUUUUAAGCUUAUUGAAAUUAACCAAUUCUACUUGUAGCAUUUCUUUUCCACUCACGUUGGUAGAAAGUUCGCAGGGACCACGUCCACUCCUCGACCUGGAAGAACUCGCUUUCUCAGACGCUACGUCAUAAAUCCCAAGCGGAAGUAUUGAUGCUGUGCUGUACUCUGAUUGGUCAGCUGCCUGUACGCAGUGUGGCGCCUGCUCUGUUCGAUUGAACCGUGCUAACAGUUUCCCUUUGUUGUGAUCAAUCCAUCUGCGGUCUCGGUUCGUUUGGAAUAACCUGCUUUGAAGAUUAAAUAGAGGAUGAGUGGCGGAGUGUACGGUGGCGGUGAGUGGGGAUCUAAUGAGUGAAAUAAGAGAAACUUUUAUCCACGCUGUCCCGUGUUGGAGCUCUGAGCAGCCUGAUCGUUAGCUACCUAUGCUAGUGUUGCUAUCAUUUUUAUAAGAUGUUAUUAUCAGCAUUUUAAUUCAAGAGUUAACAUAUACACGCUUUAUGUCAUCCACUGAGUCGGGUGAGAGUUGAGUUUGAUUUAUUUUUCUAACAAGUAUGCAGAUUAAACCCGCCGGUGCUGUUAGCUAGUUCGUUUGCUGAGAAAUGAAUGAGAAUGGGUCUGACGGAGGGAGCCCACUAACCCACCACAGGAGCAAGAGAACUUAGUUAUGUCACAGGAUCUAAGUUAUAAGAUAGACCGUAUAUUUUAGACCGAAAGAGGUUGUGUGCACGUAAUAUAUAAUAAUUAAAUCCAACAACUCAGAGCAUUGUAAUGACAUUAUUGAGUGAUAGUCCUUAAACUCAACUGACUGUACCGAUAAGCUAUACUGUUUGACCACUAGUUUCUCUAUUUUUUAAACCCAGUAUACUAAAAGCCUGUUUAAUGAUAACAAUGUAUGAUAUUAAUAUGACACAUUUAAAAACAAGGCUUUUAACCCUAGAACACUAUCACUGCCAUAGACAUUAGGAGCUCCCGGCCAGCAGGCUGGUCCUAUGGAAACCAACACACGGGCACCGUUCGCGAGGACAUUCAGCUCUAAUGUAUGUGGACGUCCUGAAGAAGGAUGCAGACCUACUUUACCCUCUAUCACUAUUGUCGGGUGAAACUAACCCGAACAUGUGCCUGUAGGAAAAAGCAGGUUUUGGAUCAGGGAAACAAAUAUGCCUUCAAAGAUGUCAAAGACAAUGCUGAAGCUACCCCGGGACCCAUGAUACUCAGACAAAUGAAAAUCACGUUAACAUGCUUGGUCGGGUGAAAAUCACCCAGCGAUAGUGUUUUAGGGUUAAAAGUGCUCUUACAGACAAGCAGAAGCAUAUAUAAUACAUAAAAGAAUCCAACGUGAUCUGAGCUGAGACCAAAAGGAACAAUAAAGUAAGGCGAUUAAAUGAUUUGAUUGCCAUCCUUCACUCUGACAUGACAUGUUAUACAACAUCUAAUAGUCAGUCAUACCCCCACCUAACUAAGUUUAUUGGAUUAAGCACCAAUAUUAUUGUGAACAUACUGAUGUUAGUGGUUCCAUGUGCGGCACACAUUUGCUUCUUUAAAAAAAAUACAAAAUAGUCCCAGACACUUGUCUCUUCCUUGCUUGACAUCUGCAAUCACUUUUCUAGUAACGGUGAACCUGAAAGAAUACCAGAGUAGGACGGCUUUACCAAGCUGAAAUUCUGAGACACAAGUCAAGAGGGGGAAUAUUAAAAGAGCAACGGAGAGAAAGUAUGACAGCCGAGUGCUGUACCAGUAACUAAAAACUACAGCCUGUUCUACAUGACAACUAAUAACUCCAGAACAUAAACAUUUUUUAAUUAGCUAAAUACAACAACAAACACCAUCAGUUAAGAAAAGAGGAAAUUAUUGAGAAAAUAUUUAAAGCAAACAUUUUCUUUAAUUUUCAAAAGUUAACAGUGUCUGUUGUCAAUAGUUUGGUCAUUUUUUUGUCAGUAUGUCCCUUGCUGUCACUGUUGGAAAAAAAAAGGAUCAAAUUCAAGUCAAGUUAUACAAACGUCACUUCUCUCAUUUCUUCAGAUGAGGUGGGAGCUUUGGUGUUCGACAUCGGCUCAUACUCUGUUAGAGCUGGCUACGCAGGAGAAGACUGUCCCAAGGUACGUAGAUCACUCAAAUGACCUGAUUAAUAUGUUUUUUUUCUCUCUCUUCCUCUGCGCAUCUUCAUCCAUCCUAUGUGGGUCCCCAAUCAGAGAAAUGAGGCCUGACACCCUUGAGACAGCAUGAAUUGAGUUCAGAUCAUUCUCAAGUACUUAGUUUAGUUCAGAUCCACGAGAGCUUUAUGUGGAGAGUUUAAUGAUGGUUACAAGUGUAAAGAUCAGGGAAACAAUGGACACUGAAUGACUAUACUGUUAAUAACUUGUGACGCAAUAAUUCUGUUAUGCAGUUAUUAUUUAGAAUCACUUCUCAAUCACACGAGCCUUCAUGAAGUCAUAGUCAUGUUAGUUUUGUGAUGACAGUUCUUGGUUUGAUGGAAACAGUAGCAAUAAAAGCUGUCAGAUAAUGAAAUCUCUGUUGGUAUUGAUAUAAACAGACAUUAUGACAAUUUUCUUGAGUUACUUAGAUAAAUCAGUUUGAGCAAGCCAAAUCAGUACACAAUAAAAUUGGGUAAUUUUGAACCUUACAGCACAGUUGUGUGACCAUUUGGACUUGAAAACUCCAGUAUUUUGCAACAGUGGGAAAAUUCUUCUUCUUGUUUGUAUUCAGGGUUGUUCUCUGAUGGGGAAAAAGGUUAACCAAGAGCUGCAAGGUUGUGUCUUGACAUGUACAGCAUUUUUUACUGUUUUCUCAUUUUGCUCGACUUAGGCUGACUUCCCCACGGUAAUAGGAGUGACCCUCGACAGAGAGGAUGGCAGCACGCCGAUGGAGACGGACGGGGACAAGGGCAAGCAGAGCGGCACCACCUAUUAUAUCGAUACCAACCAGUUGAGGGUACCAAGGGAGAACAUGGAGGUCAUGUCUCCACUCAAGAAUGGCAUGAGUGAGUGUUGACUCAGGAAAUAGAUCAAUAUAGCAUUAUAAUCCAGAGAAUAAUGCCUUUACUGAUGAAGAUAUUCCUAGCAGUAAGGACUGAAUGGAAAGUAGUGUCACAUAAAUGCAACAAUUGUUUUAACCCAAAUUAACUGGUUGUAUAUAGUGUUUAAAAAGUGCAUGUUUGAUGUGAAGAGAGCAAGUCCUGGGUUGAAGUGGUUGAGCAAUGACUACAGAAUAGACUGAAAUGACUGUAUUAGAGGCAUUUAUCACAAGUGUGAUCAGACAGUGAUAGAUGAUCUAUUGUACAUUCUGGUAAUUAAUUAUUUUUAUCCAUAAAAGAGUAUUCAAACCCAACCACAAUUUUUCUGUUGUCUCCGCAUUUAACAUGUUUGAGCUCAGGAGUGUCAGCAACACGGGAUAUGAAACAAGCCAUUAUAGGCGUCUUUAGUUAGCCGACCUAGCUGCUGACGCUCAUCAGAAUCUGGUCCAGCAGAGUCUGGCUGUGAGGCUAUUUGGAGACGAGUGCAACACUAAUCUUAAUUGCAGCAGAACAGCACUGUGGGACCGCUGACUCCCUCAGAGGGCUGACCUGGAACAGAAGUGCCGGCUGCUCAAAUUAUUAUCUAAAAAUGCUUGUCAUUGCUCUAUUUUCUCCUCUAUCUGGCCCAGUGAUCAGGAUGAAGACAGAUACACAUUUGUGAAACAUCUAGUUAUACAGCAAUUUGAACAAUAGAUGCAGAAAGUAUCUCACACCAAGAACAUAUAAAUGUCACUUGUCUGGUCUCACCCGUGCAAUAUUUAAACUUUGGGAGUCAGUGGAGAUUUGACCUCUGACAAGCCCUUCUUUUCUCCUUUGCCCUGGUUUACAGUUGAGGACUGGGACAGUUUCCAGGCCAUUUUGGAUCACACCUACAAGAUGCACUUCAAGUCUGAACCCAGCCUGCAUCCGGUGCUCAUGUCAGAAGCAUCAGUAAGUUAGCAUUUGUGUGUGUGUUGGAGUCUGAACAAAGAUGGCAAGCAGAUAACAGGUGUUUACUUGUCAAUCUGAAUCCUCUUAAAAGUUUGUUUCAAAGAAUGGAGCGGAUUUAAAGUGAUUACUGAUGAUCUCCUAUGUUUUUUUCUCCAGUGGAACACCCGAGCGAAACGAGAGAAACUAACAGAGCUGAUGUUUGAACAUUACAACAUUCCUGCCUUCUUCCUCUGCAAAUCUGCUGUGCUAUCUGCGUAUCCUUUACUCCUUUCAUGAUUGAAAAGAUGAAUAUAGAGCUUAGAUGUGCCUUUUUAUUCUUCCAUUGCUGGCAGGUUAUGCACAGUUUCUCUCAAGUGUUAAAGUUAUAAGGCUGUAUGUGUUUUGUGUGUUUUAUUCCUUUAACUCUGAGCACUUCAGCUUUGCCAAUGGACGCUCUACAGGCUUGGUUCUGGACAGUGGAGCCACACACACGACAGCAAUUCCAGUUCAUGAUGGUUAUGUCCUGCAGCAAGGUGAGCCUAUGUCUGAAUGUUAAAGUUAAUCUGCCAGCAGAUUUCAUGCCAUUUAUGAACAAUCCACCCAAAGGAACAGCAGGUUUCCAUGUCAGCAAUGUACUUUAUGUUGCCAUCUGCUGGUUGGAGCUGGUGCCUUAGCCUUGCCAAGUAGGCAGGCUGUUCUGCAAACAUUUAGUUUGUCAACUUUUUGUUGCUAAACAAAAUGAACCAUCAAGUUUGUUUUUUCCAUGAUUCUUAUCCUGCUAAGUGAACUGUGUAUGUUUGAAAAGGCUUUUGAGUUAACGUUGUAAACAUGUACUCUACUGCUUUUUCUGAGUCAUUAGUUCAUUUUCUGUUCUUGCAGGAAUUGUCAAAUCUCCCCUGGCUGGAGACUUCAUGAGCAUGCAGUGCAGAGAGCUUUUCCAGGAAUUAAGUGUUGAAAUCAUCCCACCUUAUAUGAUUGCCUCAAAGGUAAGAGCUUUGGGUUUUUCAGCUGCUACAGUGCAUGGAAAGAAAUCCUGAAAAAGUAUUAGGCAGGUAUUUCUCAACCAAAAUCCAAAACGGAUGUAAGAAAGUUUCAAGUGACUUAGAAUAGAAUAGAAUAGAAUAGAAUAGGAUAGUCUUUUUGGUCAUAAAACAAAGUGCUACAAAAAUUCCUCUGUGCCAUGACUGAAUAUCAGAAACACACAUGCAUUUACAUGUUUAUUUUCACAUAUAAACGAACACAUAAAAAGAAAUGUCAUGGAUAAAAGGAACAUAAAAAAGGCUGAUAUUUGCCGGCUUAGAUAAAAAAAUGGUUUAACAGUUUUAAUGUUUGUUUUGAUUGAGGUAUUUGGAUUUAUUGUUAUCUCAGUGCAUUCCUGGAAAUGUUGCCAUGGCGUUUGUUUGUCAUCACAGGACAGUGUUCGGGAGGGAGCUCCAGCCAGCUGGAAAAAGAAGGAGAAACUACCUCAAGUCACCCGCUCGUGGCACAACUACAUGUGUAAUGUGAGUGUAAUUCUGUCCAACACUUAGCGUGUACUUUGUUUGGUUGAAUUUAUCUUUAUUUGGUUUUUUUUCUUUUUUCUUGUCAGUGUGUGAUCCAGGACUUCCAGGCUUCUGUCCUGCAGGUGUCAGACUCCCCAUAUGAUGAACAGUAAGAGCUUUAAUUAAAGUUUAAAUAUCUUAAAAGUCAAGUCAGCUUGGUGUUGUAUCAGCCUGUCAUGACCAAGGAUUUCUAUUCACCAUUAUAACCAACUUCUUUUAUACAUUUUUUCUUUAAAUUCACCCUCUUUGUGUGGUUACCUGUUCUCACCAUCUUAAUAUCUGUUAUACUUAACCUUGUCUCUCCAAUCAGAGUUGCUGCACAGAUGCCCACAGUGCACUACGAGCUGCCCAAUGGCUACAACUGUGACUUUGGAGCUGAGCGGCUGAAGAUCCCAGAAGGGCUGUUUGAUCCCUCAAAUGCCAAGGUGUGUGGGCUCACAUGUUGAGAUAGAGGGAGGGUUAAAAAGAAAAGCCAAAUAUGAUAUUUACUGUUCUGAAUAAUAACUGCUCCAUCAUCAAAUACUCCUUUGUGCAUCCUACUGGGUAACUUUAAUGUGAAAUAUAUGUUUGUUUUUUGUGAUCACUUCAGGGCUUGUCAGGAAACACCAUGUUGGGAGUCGGCCAUGUGGUGACGACCAGUGUUGGGAUGUGUGACAUUGAUAUCCGGCCGGUGAUUAUCACGAUGUUAUGAAUAUGGAUGGACUUUGUUUUAUUCUGUGACACUCACAUCAACAUAAUCCACAGAAAUCAUGAGUGAAUGAACAUAUUCUUGCAAUUGAGUUACCAAAAGGGAAUUUGAGGCUAAUUUAUAGUCCAAAUUAAAAAUCUGUGCGCUGUAACAUAGUGGUGUCUCUGAGUGAUGUUAUAUAUUUUUUAUCCUUGUUUCUCAGGGUCUGUAUGGUAGUGUGGUGGUGACUGGAGGAAACACACUCAUACAGGGCUUCACAGACCGACUGAACAGAGAACUCUCUCAGAAAACCCCACCAGUAAGUUGACAAUUCUACCUCCUAACAUGUUGAAAUCCGUGCGGUCCUCCUAGGCUGAAGUUGAUGAUCAACUGCAGAUUAAGAUUACUGUACUGAGUAAUGCGGUAACCUGAAAAUUCAGCUUUUUAUGAAUUGGAAUCAUGACCUAUUAGAAGUGUUCACCUACGCAGCGUCUAAAAUUGGCUGAAAUCACUCUGUUUUGUUUGUUAUUUGCAGAGCAUGAGGCUGAAGCUGAUUGCCAACAACACGACGGUGGAACGCAGGUUCAGCGCUUGGAUAGGAGGCUCCAUCCUCGCAUCACUUGUAAGGACAUGCAUCACUUAAAACUGCAUUAUCAGAAUAUAUCAGUGUUUAAAUACAAGUUUUUCUUUCAAUCUCUAUAUUAUGAAACUGUUUCUGACACAGUAUUGGGAUCCAGGUUAAGAACUCUAUAGCAUGUGAUUUUAUGGAAGAUGACACUCCUAUUAGAAGAUUGUUUGGGGAUUUUCUGUUGUUUUUGAUAUAUUAAACAAAUUAAUAGGGAAAAAUACUCUUUCACUAUCAUUUAUUGAAGUGUAACCUCUCAGCUCUGAUCGUAAAUUUGAUCUCCAAAUGGUGGCUUGAUUUUGCAAACUACAAAAUUUUACACAAUUUCUGAAUCUCCUUCUCUCUAUUUUAUCUCUUAAGUCUUUCAUAACAUUUAUUGUGUUUUCCAGGGAACCUUCCAGCAGAUGUGGAUCUCCAAACAGGAGUACGAAGAGGGAGGAAAGCAGUGUGUGGACAGAAAAUGUCCGUGAUUUUCCACCUAACCCCCUCCCUCACGGUCUUUGCCAACAGCUCAACAUCAUGAGUAAUUCACCCCUCACCCUGGACUCAGGAACGCCUACUGAUGGUCACUCUUGUUUUGUAUCAUUUGUUUUUUAAAAGUCUUUCCUUAAGCUGCCUGUCUGGGAUUUCUUGUGAAAAUUAGAUACAUCAACAAAGUAAACGCUGUCACGAUAACGAAAGGUGGUUUUAGUCUCUAACAGUUGGUCUGUUGCCUUAUUUCUUUUAAUCUGAGUUUUGUUGAAUCCUUUCAUCUUUAAAAAGUCUGUUUCUUUCAGGACGUAGAGAGCCUCCUUUUCAUGUGAUUUUGUCCAAAUUUAGACACUUAUUUUGACUAAAAGCCAUGAGGUAACUGCAUGCAUGAAAGUGGUGGUUUUUGAUCCUAUGGGAUGCAUUCAAAAAUCCUCAAAUUUGCUCAGUCAAGGUAUUCAGCAGAAAACGGUCAGUUUGGGUUAUGCAUAUUAAGAACCUUACAGCUUGAGGUGAAUAUGUUGUCCAUUAGCUUUUUGUUGUGUGUAGAGCAAGAUCAGUGGCAAAGGCCUGUCAGUCCUCACCCCAGCGUACGGGUGUCAGCCGAAAUAAAACUGUAUUUAAUUUUCAUUUUUUCUUGUUACUGGCUCCAUGUGGUAUUUUAAAAAUAAAGUCAUUUUGAUAGACAGUG